AUGCUCACUCCCCGCCUCGGGGCUAUGCCUCUGAGCACUCCUUUGGGUUCUCUUGCCCUCGAUCCGCAAGAGUCAAGCAAUAAGCCGGACUCCUGCGACACAGCAGGUGCAGACAUCACGGACACGACGCAAGACACGCCAAUGCCCGCCUCCAAGUCCGCGCCUCUCGGUAUCCCCGAGCGUGAAGAUCUCAAUCGAAGCCCGAGCCCGGCGUUAACUGUUUCUAAUGGCACUAUCGCCAGCAGUAUUGAGAGUAUCUCUCCUCCCUAUCCUACAUGGACUCGACUUCCUGUCGAUCCCCUUGAUUUGUCACGAUACGUCAGGCCCUUGCUAACGCACAGUCCCACUUCACCGCCAUCCGUUAUUGAGAGCCUCGCGCCCACCAACAGUACGAUGGCAUCGCCUAAUCCCACGUCCGCUUCAGCCGGGAGCUUACCGACGAGCACCUCUUCUUCGAAUUCUCCCAAAGCCGACGUCGGAUUUGGUUCAAUGCACGCAGAGGACGAACUUAAGAAGGCUUUGUCCAACAAAGAUAGGAUGUUUGUUCUCAUGCUCGGCAAGGAGUUCGAGGCUUUCAUCGGACGAGUGCACCGCGGCGAAUACACUGGGCGAAUCCCUCCUUCACAGGCGAGCGCAGCAGCUAGUCUCGUCGAAUCGCUUUACCCGAGCAAGAAGAUUGACGUCACGGCGAUUUCGAAGUACCAGCGAAUGUUGACAUACAAGCUCGCUGAGUGGUACGGGUUGCGAGCGGCUCCGGGCAUCGAGGGUUCGAUGGUUGUGGGUGUUCUUGGCGCACUGGAGGAGAAAACCUUGUCAUUACGUGUCUCGACGCUGGUUCCGGAAGCGACAGCUCCUCAAAUGCAGCAGUUCCGAAUCAUGCAGCGUGAGGCUCCCGCCGGAGACGACGACAGCCCCUCGAGGGGAACGUCCAUCUCGGGGGAUGAUGGUACCGAAUCUUCGGGACCCCGAGGGAAGAGUCUGCAGGAAAGGGCCGAAGCCUACGCUCUUGCGCGCAAGCGCAUCAUAGGCGACGACGAUCUGAGAGACGAUGACAGUCUCUCUGCAGGAGCGUCGGCGGGGAACACCCGCUCUCGUCAGACAUCCAGGUUUGGCGAUGACGACGAUGAUGAGAUGGAUGCCGUCCCCCGUCGGCCGUAUGGCCCCGAUUUCGAGUUCGUCUAUCCUUCGCUUUACCACCCAUCUCCCGAAGCUCAGCAGCAGCCCCCUUCAGCACCGAGCUCAGUGACAUCGUCGUCUAUGCCGACGAACCCGGGAUAUGGCUAUCAGCCGACUCCGCCUCCCUACCAAGGCGGUGGAUAUGCUCCACCUACCAUGGGUCAGCAAGCAAUGGGUUACGACGGCCGCCAGUACAACAUGCCGCCAUACGCCAAUCAGGCUUACGGUCAAAUGCCGAUGAACGCGUAUGGACAGGCGCCCUGGGCUCAGCAAGGCGGAAUGGGCCCUGGCCCAAUGAUGGGGCAACAGGUGCCAAUGAUGCCAAUGGGGCAGGGGUGGUAUCCUCCUGAGAUGUCCAUGGCACCCUCUGGACCGAGCAUGAUGCCGAUGAUCCCUCAGGGGAUGCCCUACGCGCCGAACAUGGGGUAUCAAGGUCCGAUGCUUGCUCAGCCUACGCCUAUCCGAGCCGACCCACUUAGCUCCACCAGCUCCUCGAUCUCGAGCAGAUCUUACCAGGAUGUCCAUUCGCGUCCACACUCGCGAGGCUCGACAACAAGUACGCGAAGUGCUGCUUCGAGUGUAAGGCUAGGCGCUAUAUAUCCGACGACCCAGCAGCCAGGGUACGGGUAUCGCCAGAAGGCGGUCAAAGCCCAGAGCACCUACUCGACGUUGAAGAGCGUAAACCUGCACGAGGGCAAGCGCAACGGACGCCAGAGCCCGGCCUCGACGACGUCUUCGCGCUCCUCACGUCGAACAUCCAGUAUUCAUAUCCAGCAACCCCAGCCAGGACAACAUCCGCUCCCACAACGGCCGGACUGGGCCGCCAACAACGUCCCGUAUCAUCCCACGGCUUUGCACAUCUCGCCCAGUGCAGGCGGAGAGCCGUCCACUUCCGACUUCCCACCUUUGCACCGAGGACCGGGCACCAACGCGGAGCCGAUGCAGAUCGAGAAGGUCAAGAUGCGGCCCAACGGUAGCCACAGCAAUCCGACGGUGUGGAGCGGGUCCAGUGGUUCGCGGCCAUCACCACAACCUCAUCAUCUGUCCCAUCACAACCCUCAUCACAAUCCUCACCACACUCCAGUUCCUACGCCUCCGCCUCAGCUGACGCCGCCGGCGAUUGCCAUCAUCCCCAACCCCAUGAACCGUGCAGCGGCUUUGCUUGACAGCAACAGCGACCCCGACUUCCCGCGACGCACGCCCAGUGGAAGGACACCGUCGCUGUACGACCCCAGCGCACCCAAGAUCAAAAGUCAGCCAGCGCCGCAGCCAGAUGAGGUAGAGAUGAUGGCUUCGUUGAGCGUGGACGGACAGCCGAGUCAGCAGGGUUCGAGGGCUCCCAGUUACGCGAAGAUUGUAAGGCGAGACUAG
Molecule: messenger RNA, 2547 nt
Organism: Trichosporon asahii var. asahii CBS 2479
Lineage: Eukaryota; Fungi; Basidiomycota; Tremellomycetes; Trichosporonales; Trichosporonaceae
Exons: 3
Coding region: 1-2547 (848 amino acids)
Molecular function (GO): nucleic acid binding
Source: RefSeq, a predicted model, not a curated record